GGAACUUUAGGGAUUUACAGGAAAUUCGGCUGGUACCCGAGUCACCACGUUCCUUCAUCCCAGAAAAAACUUCAAAAUCUGACGACCGCGCGCCAGGGUGUAUCUUUUGUGGAAUAUGACUGAGAAAAUCAAGCCAAUCAAUUCGAAAAGUUGCAAUUUUACUGAAAUUAGAACUGCUCUGAAUAAUGCAUGCAGGCCGAAUUGAAGAGCGGACUUAAUUAACUCGAAAAAAGUACUGAAGUUAUGUUUACGGCAUAUUUGUUUGCAAAUUAGUUUAGCAACACAGUAAACGGACUGGUUUUUGACUGAUGUCUUUCUCUCCGUGCAAGAGGCGCUAAUGUGUCGGCGAGAGCAGUGACGUAAUCCGCUGGCUGGGGGAGUCCGGGACAGGCUAGCGGGAGAAACUAACAUUAACCAUAAACUGUAUUUAUGAUUUGUGGCGACAAAAAACGUGAAUGGAUAACUCCGAGUAGUUCAACGUUGUUCGCCAGUGUGACGACACAUUUAUGAAAAGAAGUCGCUCCUUAGGAAAAUAACUUUGUACAGAGGACACCCAAUGAUUGUAAAGGAGCUGUAGUGGCGGUUAAGCUAAUGCUAGCUAGCUAACGUGACGUUAGCGUUAGCAGAACAACAACAGCUUUGCUGUGGAAGUCAGCUGACAGCCUGCUGCAAGCUGCCAACACCAGGGAUGGAUCAACUCAAAGUCAAGGAUCGCAUAUUGGAAAACAUCUCCUUGUCUGUCAAGAAGUUGCAGAGUUACUUUGCGGCCUGUGAAGAUGAGACUCCAGCCAUCCGUAAUCACGACCGGGUCCUGCAGCGGCUCUGUGAGCACCUUGACCAUGCUCUGCUGUAUGGGCUGCAGGACAUCUCCUCAGGCUACUGGGUUCUGGUCCUCCACUUCACCAGGAGAGAGGCCGUCCGCCAGAUUGAUGAGCUUCAGCACAUAGCAACCAACCUUGGUCGAAGUCGUGCAUGGUUAUACCUGGCCCUGAGUGAGAGCUCAUUAGAAAGUUACCUGCGCCUCUUCCAGGAGAACCAGGGUCUACUACAGAAGUAUUAUUUCAAGAAUGCACUGGUCUGCAGCCAUGACCACCUCACACUCUUCCUCACACUGGUGUCUGGCCUGGAGUUCAUUCGCUUUGAUCUGGAGCUGGAUGUGCCAUAUCUGGAUGUGGCCCCCUACAUGCCAGAAUACUACAAACCCCAGAACCUGCUGGAUUUCGAGGAGAGGCUGCCCAGCUCAGACAGCCUUUCUCUGCACUCCUUCACCUCCCUCACCUCCACCAACCUGGAGUGGGACGACAGCGCCAUAGCCCCCUCCAGUGAAGAUUAUGAUUUCGGUGACAUCUUCCCCGUGUUGCAGUCAAUGCCAAGUGCAGACUGGGAAGAGGGUGACCUGACAGACCCGGCCAGCUGCCCGAGAUCCAGUGGUUCAGAUCCCCAGACGGUCAUCAGUGACUCAAUAGUCCUUCGCGCUGGCGUUGCCACCGGCUCCGUGGUCACAGUCAAAGUAGCUGCUCCCCCGACUCCACACAGCCCCACGUUCAGACACAACCCCUUCAACGAGGACUCGGACACCAACACUACCAACACGUCCGCUGACGUCACGCCGGUCCACGUGGCCAGCCGCCGUGACACUGCCGUCGCUGGAGACGACACGGAGAGCACCGGCAAUGAGCUGGAGGUCAUCAGGAUGGCCAGACGAAGGAAACCAGCCAAGAAGCGACGUGGGAAAGGUUCCACAGAUUCCAGCAGCAGCAUCCAUAACUCCGUGUCCUCCGAGCAGGUGGAACUGGACAAUGGCCUUCAGGCCCCAGAGGACGGACAGGGGCUCGACGAUGAUUUAGAUGUGUUAAGCUGCUCUGUGGGGCAGCAGCUGGAGAAUGGAGUAGAGACAGUGAGGAGAAGAAGCAGGAGAGGAACGGUAGAUGUGGAGGAAGGAGAGGAGGAAGGGGCGGUCGGUCUCCUGCGGCUCCCGGAGAUGACAGACACCUCCAUGGACAGUGUGGGUCAACCGCUCCGUGACGUCAUGGACCGUCUCAAUGGGGCUCUGGAUGGGGGGGACGCCUGGGAACAACCGGAGGAGGAAGACAAGAAUACUGAAGCCAGCGGCCCCCAGGCCUCUGUGCAGCAGCCCUUUCGAGAGGAUGCAGGAGGCGAGCCACCUGAUCCAGCCUCGGGGGAAAUGUCUGGUGCCCCUGUGGCCCCGAGCCCCAACUUCCUGCAGGCCUCUCCUGCGCCUACAGACUUGUACUGCUUUACCCCCCACAGUCCAGACCUUGCUCCCAAGGGUAGUGGCCACCAUGACCCUUCAGGGCAUGGCCAGUCGCAGACUCUUCCUGGUGGCUAUGAAGAUGAAAGAGAGGCAGAGGCACCGGAAGGACAGGUGCCCACCAUGAAAACGGAGGGCGAAGCCGAGGAGCCAGAGACAGAUGAAGCGGGAGUGUCGCUCAAGAAUGAAGUGACAGUCGGGGAAGCAGAAGAGCAGCUGCAGGAGGAGAAGCUCAGUCCCACAGAAAGCUCUCAUCCUGCAGAGUUCAAGGUGGACAACAACCACUUGCUUCUGCUCAUGAUUCAUGUGUUUAGAGAGAACGAGGAGCAGCUCUUCAAGAUGGUGAGGAUGAGUACAGGGCAUAUGGAGGGGGAUCUGCAGCCCCUCUACCUGCUGCUCACUGAUUGUUACAUGUACCUGCUCAGGAAGGGUGCUGCAGAGAAGCCGUACACAGUGGAGGAUGCUGUCUCUUAUAAUGAGCUGGACUAUGUUUCAGUGGGCCUUGACCAGCAGACGGUGACAGUGGUUUGCACCAACAGACGAAGACAGUUCCUGUUGGACACAGCGGACGCCUCACUGACUCUCUGGUUCUUGUCAGUCCUCAAGUCGGCCAUGGUGAAGGGAUGUCGUGAGCCUCCCUACCCCUCGGUCCUGACUGAUGCCACCAUGGAAAAACUGGCUCUUACCAAGUUUGUCUCUCAGGAGUCUCACUGUGAGGUCUCUGAGGUGUCUAUCUACUUGUACUCACUGGUCCACUGGGAAGAUCCUAUGGACAUGACCCUCUCUCCCCAGGGUGGUCCACCAGGCUCCAGAGAGUGUUUUAGUACCAAGGAGGGGACACUACUGUACCGGGCUGGUACCACUUACCUGGGCAAGGAACUUUGGAAGAGCUGCUACCUUGUCCUGAGCAAUGGGAUUCUGUAUCAGUACGCUGAAAGAACUGACGUGACACCACUGCUGUCGAUCACCAUGGGAGGAGAGCACUGUGGAGGCUGUCGGCGGUCCAACAGCACAGAGCGCCCUCAUGCUUUCCAGGUCAUCCUGACAGAGCGCCCCCCGCUGGAGCUCAGCGCCAACAACGAGCAGGACAUGGCUGACUGGAUGCAGCUGCUCUGCCAGUCCGUCUCCAAAGGGGUCGUCCCGCAGGGCGUCGCACCCACCCCGUGUAUCCCGUGUUGCCUGGUGGUGACAGACAGGAAGCUGCUGACUUGCCAUCAGGACUGUCAGACCAGCUUCUUCCGCUCUUUGGGCAGCGCCGACAUCUGCGACAUCACUGCUGUCAGCCUGGAGGCCGACAAGGAGUACUGCGUUGUUGAGUUUGCUGUGGAUCGGGCUGAGUUCCUCCCUCCCUGGAUCUUGUACUUCAGUGGCUGUGAGGAGAGAGACCGCCUGCUGGAGGCACUAGAAACCGCCUGGAAAGACAUCUUCAAGGUGAGCCUCCCCCGUAGAGACGUGUUAGAUCCAUCGGUGCAGAAACGCUGCAGCGAGGCCCUGGCCUUGAUGAGGAGCGCCUGGCAGAGGGCUGACAGCCUGGCCCGGGGCCGAGCCCAGAGAGAGCCCUGGUGCUGACCAACACACUCACACACACACAACACACGCCAACCGGAGGGUUGUCAAUGGAAUGGUCAAACAGACAGGUACAGUUGAGGAUAGACUGUAAGACAGAAAGGAUGGAUAGGGAGGGAUCAGACAGCUGAUGGAUUUUAUUGCUGGGAUCACUCUCUCUGCAAUGCAUUUGUGUUACUGCAAACUCGAAUCUAUUGAAAUAAAACGAUACAGUUAUCGGUUGUUGUAUCACAGCAUAAACAAAGGAUGCACGUUUGACUCACUGACAAAAUGUUUUUAGCAUUAAAACAUUGUAAGGAAAUAGCAGAAAAAAUGCCCAAAAUAAAUAAUAGGAACAAGACAACACUGGGUUUACUUUACGUGAAUAUUAUGAGGAAAAAUGGAGCAACUCACUUUGAAAUAGCACCUCACUGCUGUUUCACUGCUGCCAGUCUGCCUUAAAGAAUGUUAUUUGUAUUGGAUUCAAGGAAAAUUGACUUGCAUGAUCCUGAUAAUGUUGGGAGAUCUUUCUUGCCCUGCCGAUGAGGAACAGUGGCAGACGGGGCAGUGAAAGGACAGAUGGCGGGGACAUGGAGAAGUCUUUGAAGCUUAUAUUCUACAUGUCAUUCACGUAAGGCCGCCCCUGCUGCUGAAUCAAAAACCCUUAACACUCAGCAAUUGAAGUUCAUGAACUGGAUUUUGUCUCUACUCAGCAAAUGUGGGGAUAAUUUCAUCUGGAAAGUUUCCACAAAAAAUCCCUGCCUUUUUAAAAAAAAAAAAAAAAGAUAGGAAGAAAUGUUAAUGGACAUAACGUGAAGGAAGAGGCUGAGGAAGCCUGAGGAAGUUUAAAAAAAAAACAACACCUUCUUUUUCUGUUGCUCUCAUUUACAUAGGGAGGAUCAAUUGUUAAUUAUUAUAUAAUAAAACAGAAAGCCAUAUAGGGGACGUGGUUUGGGAUGUUGAAAUGUUCACACACUCCUUGCCUUGCACAAAACGGUUUCCAUAAUGCUUCAUUUUGCUUUUACAAGUGUUUACUACCAGCUGCAAUAUGUUCUUUUGAACCUGAAAGGCGGUACAGUUUUAGUGCAAAUGUGCAGCCCUGUACAAUAUUAAGAUAUAAUCACUAGUACUCAUGUGUAGAUGUAUGAUAUUCCUUUGGAUUUUGUCUGUGGGCACAUACUGUAACUCCCAAGCAUUAAAUGAUAUGUCAGAUUCACAUGGUAUGACAGCGUUUUGCCAGAGAGAACGAAGGUCCCUGCUGAAGGAUAUCUGGCUAAUUAACACUUGCACUUAACAUCUCGCCUCUGUCGUCUGUCUUGGGUCAUAGUUUGUCAUUUUCAAUUUUGUUACUGGGGCAGAUAAAAACGAAAUCAGGAAAUACAACAGACUUGCCUUUUUCUCAGCUCUAAUCUUAACAGAGGAGUGGAGACUUACCUUUGAAUGCAAGCUUGCACAAUUUUUUUGGGUUGUAGUUUCUUUCAAUUUCUCUUAUUUUUAUGGUACCAGUUGCAGUUUUGUGCAAAUUCCAUAAACAGCUGGGUUUUUAACAUUUUAGAAAAAGUGGGAACAGUUGUUAUUAAUUUGUUCUACUGUAUUCACUUGAGUGGUUACUUUUAUUUUGUGUUAACAGACAUACCUCCCACUCAGAGUGGGUUGUGUUGUUGCAUUUGUGUUAAGAACGCAUUAAUGCCUGUGUGUCGACAAAACAGACCCAUCACUUUUCUCGGCUUCUGUUUGCAGCACCCUUGGUUGGUGGCAUCAUGCUGCACAUUUAGGUCCUACAACAGAACUUCUUAAGCCGCAGUGAGCACUUUCCUAAUUUGAUAUAUUUCCUGUCAGAACAGGAUAUUGUGGUGAGACACAACAUGAGGAGAGAUCGUCCUAAAGUGUAAAUCAAUGGAAUGUCAAUUAGGUGGACAACGGCGUUUUAUUUGUUUAUUUAUGGAAAGGGCACAAGGUGGGAUUGUUCAACAUCUGAUUCUUUUAGCAGUUGGAUUUUUCUUAAUGCCUACUGAUGGAAAGUAUGAAAUUAAUUUUGUACUUUUUUUAGUCAUUUUUGUUGACAAGGUGUAUAUUGUGGCAUUGAAAAUGAAUUAACAAGGUGCAAAACUAAUUUUUCAUUUCAUUGCAACUUCAAGAGCUGGCUACUCUACUAAGGUCAUUGUGCAUUAAUGUAGGAACAUAUUUGAAGUUUAUAGAAAAACAAAAACAAAAAAAAAGUUAACCUUUUGACCGAAAGCAAAUGUAGCAUCUGCUUUUACCUUAAUACUCAAAAUGAGAUAUUGUUUAUACAAACUCGCUUAAAACAAGAAUAAGAAUUAUUUCAUCUGUAGUCACAGAUUAUGGUUCCUUGGUUUUUCUCAGCAUUGAUCCAAAUUAACCCACAACAUAGCCUGUAAAUUUGUCUUCUAUUUCCCCCAAAAUUAGUCACAAUAGAGCACUGCUGCUGCGUAUGUCAAAGGUCAACAGAUUGGCAGUGUUAGACAUUCUCAUUGCUAAUUUGUGGUGGACGUAUUAUAUUUAUAAAGAUUUCACCUGUAUCCUACAUCAAUCCCAGUGACAAUGUUGCCUUUUUGAGAUCCUUAAUUGAACUGCACAUAAUGAUUUAUGACCCAUUGAUUUAAACCAAAUAAAGCGCAGUUUCCCAGCGUGGCCUUACAUGGGACGUCUUGGCUGGCUUUUACUUUGAUCACUUUGAUCAGGGUUUAUGUUGCGGUUUCUUCGGAGCGACAAGUCAGAAUACAGAUGUCACCUCUGCUCACGCGUGCCGCUGUCUGUAAGACGCCGUGUGUCUUUUCUCCGUCACUUUAUUUCUCCAACGUUAGCAUUAAUCACUGCUUUGAGCCUUUCUAAGUGCCACUUGGUCUCACUUGUCUUCUGCGCUUCUACAAAGGACAAUUGAUCUCAGGUCAAAAGGGGAUGCAAAGCUACAUCCACUAACACUGGAAUGUGGACUAUAUAGGACCAACCACAGUCACAUUGAGUGUGGAUGUAAAUUCAAGGCGAUUAUGUCAGUUCAGUAAAUUAAGUGGUUGACUCUACAUGGUUCACCGUCCAGUCUUAAUGAAUGUGGAAACACCCAACACCUUAAGACACACCUUGCAUGCUUUGUUAACGCUGUUUUGUCUAAUUUGAUUUUUUUAAGUCGCUUUUUCUGUUUUGGUUCCACCCGUUUUCCAUAUGGCGUUACAAACUUACUUUAAAAGCGCACUGGAAAUGCAUUAAAGUGAUCUUCAAAUGUUGGAAAAGGCCUAAUGUCCUUUAAAAGUCCUUCAGUAGCAUAGAUACGAUUGUUUCCAACAUAGGAUUGUUACAAAAACCAUUUGGAAAUGUUUCUUGGGAUUAUUAAAAAAAAAAAAAAAAAGAUACACUGCUAAGUAGGGCUGGGUGAUACUACAUUGAUCUUUUACCAAUAUCUUGACUAGACCCGAUGUCAUGAUGCAGCAUAAAUGUCAUUUUUCUGGUUUUAAAGGUUGCAUUACAGUAAAGAGAUGCAGUUUUCUCAGCUUAUUAGACUGUUUUAGCUGUUCUCGUAUUUGCUUCUAACUGCUUAGUCAUCAUAUCCACAUUACUAAUGACUGUCUUAUCUUAUCAAAGCACCUGCACUCAUCCUCCAGUAUCACUGUCACAAUACUGAUAUCAGGGUAUGCAGUCAACGAUAUCAUGGUAUUCGUUUUUGUACAUUAUCGCCCAGCCCUACAGAUGAGAGUUGUGGUCUAUGAAGUAAAUACAAUGGAAAUGUCAUGUUGUCUUUUUGAGCAGUGAUUUGAAUGUGGGGCAUUGCUGGCCAAUGGUGGAUUACAUCUUUUGAGUGAUGCUUUGUGAAACAGAGAGUUUUUUGUUUGUUUGUUUGUUUUUUUGAAAUUGUGAAUACAUACAGUGUAUACAGUAUAUAUUGUUUUUAUUAUGUUUAGCAGUUUUUUAAUUUGAAUUGUAAAUAGAAUAUGGGAUUAAUCAAAUAUAACAUAUGCUCACAAGUGCAUGUCCAGAGGGUUUUCUACUGUACAUAAUGAUGAUGAAUGUACAAAUAAAACCUUUGUGAAUACAACAGCAUAAAUAAAUUCAAAUCAAACUCUU
Myripristis murdjan (pinecone soldierfish) is the source of this 7894-nucleotide messenger RNA. It is a transcript of the gene plekhm2, whose product is annotated as pleckstrin homology domain containing, family M (with RUN domain) member 2. The record is from RefSeq and is a predicted model, not a curated record. The transcript has 21 exons. Gene Ontology annotation, biological process: Golgi organization; regulation of protein localization; lysosome localization. Bases 689 to 3841 code for a protein of 1050 amino acids. Gene Ontology annotation, molecular function: kinesin binding. NCBI's taxonomy places the organism in Eukaryota, Metazoa, Chordata, Actinopteri, Holocentriformes, Holocentridae. Gene Ontology annotation, cellular component: endosome membrane.